AUGGCUAAGAAGAGAAAAGUAGGGGCCCGGAGUGGGGUGGGGGGGGGGGAGAGGCUAGGGAGACUGAGGCCAGAGAGCUCCUGCGGCAACGCUGGAAAAGAGGCCCAAGGCACUCUCCCAGUUUUGGAGAGAACAAAUUCCUCUACGGAAUCCUUGCACACUCACACCGGCGCGAGCGAAGAGGGCCCGCGUGAGCUCCUAGUCUGGACCCCGGGGACCGAGGAUGCAGGGGGAGAGAGCGGCGCCGGGGGCGACUUCUCCGUCGCGACCCUUCUGGGAGCCAAGACUUGCAGCUGGCGGGGCGGGGAGGGGGCGCGCGCCGCCGCGCACAUUCCACGCCCGCCUCCCGCACAAACAGCGGAGAGGGCGGAGGGGAAGGGCGCGGCGGGGGAGGCGACAGUUGGGGGCUCCCGGGCCCUGAGAUCCCCGGCCUGGAGCGGAUCAGCGGGGGUACCGGGGGCACCUGGCGUGGCGCGGUCCCAGCCGAGCCAAAGCGGGACGCGGGGCCCCAGGCUCAGCCAUCGUGGGGGAGCGCCUGGGGUGAUGCGCGGGGACCAGGCUGAGGUCACUGAGGGUCAGGCUCGCCGCCCUCCACCAGCUGCAGCAAGAGCGGUCGGAGGAUGCUGCGCUAGGGCUCCCGCGGCCAGGCUGAGCCGAGCUGGGCGCGCGGGGCGCGCGGGCAGGUCCGUAGGCUCCGCCCGCGGCGGCGAGCGACAAAUCCCCGGCGGAUGCCGGGGCACGGAUCCCCGGGGAGCAGCAGCCUAUGAAGGUGCAGCCCACCGGCCGAUGGCGGCGUCCCGGCUCGGCGAAGCAGAAGCCACCGCUGCCGCCGGCCGGGUCCGCGGCGCCUCCCGCCGCCCACCAGGCUCGACUCCGGCCCGCGCCGCGCAUGCGCUCCGUCCCCCCCUUAAAGGGCCAGCGCGUUCCCGGGUGCUGAGAAGUGUGUGCAGGGCUGCGGAGGAAGUUUUCAACCUGCCACACAGAGCGCAAACUCCGGAGGGGAUUCCUGGCGCGGAAGGAAUUGUGGCGGUCGGUCGGGAAUUUCCUGAUGGACAUAUCGAGGAGGGGCGGCCCUCAGCUAUAGAUUCACGAUUGCUGACCUGGAAGCCGCGAGUUCUAGACAGUGUUCAUGCCCAUUUUCCUCUGGGACGUUUUGUGACUCUCUUCCCUUUUGCAGGCUUCAGUGUCCCCAUCCAUCGGCGGAGAUGACCACACUGGACGAACUCAGCUCUCUUGGCGGUGCUCCUCACAGGGAGAGGAUUUGUAGGGAUUGAGAGUUGUUCUGUUUCAUUCGGUUAUUUGCAUGGGAUCCCGGGAGUGUGCCCCUAGUUCUGACUUUGGAUACCCCAAUCCCUGGCACCUGGCUGGAGACAAGAGCUUUCCCAAUCAUGGGACCAAGACAGCAACCUCAGAGUGGGAGGCAGUGUUCGGGGAGUGUCAACCUGGCCAGAUUAGUACAGUUGAUGGUUGUAUGUGGCACGUGGACUCUGUAGAUCCAACACACCCUCUCCUUUCCCUGUAGCACAGGUCUGCACGUGACUCUGUAACUAAGAACUACCAAAUGUCUACAGCUCGAGGUCAGGUUUAAGACCUUCUUUCCCCCAUCAGUAGUUGGUAUGAAUAGCAGUCAUCUGGGAGAAAUGUUCCUGACAGAUACAGUUUGGAUAUUGAAGGUCUCCCAAAGACCAGUGUGUCCCCAAACGGUGCUAUUCAGAGGUAGCAGAACCUUUGGGAGGUGUGUGUGUGUGUGUGUGUGUGUGUGUGUGUGUGUGUGUGUCUUUAGGUUGCUGGAAGUAUACCCUCUGUCCUAACUAAUAUCCUCUCUGUAGCUGUGAUAAGACACUGACCAAAAGCAAUUUAGGGUGGAAAGGAUUUCUUUGGUCUGUACUUCCAGGUCACAGUCCAUCAUUGAGGAAAGUCAGGGCAGAUCCCAGGAGGAAUGCUGCUUGCUGACUUACUCAUUCAUGUCAGCUAUUUAUUUGUAGACAAGAUCUCACUAUGUAGCACUGGCUGGUCUGGGACUUGAUAAGGAGACCGGUUUGGUUCCAAUCUCACAGAGUUGUGCCUGCCUCUGCCUCUGGAGUGCUGGGAUAAAAUGCAUGUAUCCACAGCAAGAGUAGAAAAGACCUGAGACUCCCCAGGCCCUUAGCGCUUCUCCGUGGGUUCCUUAAAGUUCCUCCUGGUGUCAGAUCUUUCUGAGCUUCAGUCACGUUUUGUCACCUGCCGUGUCAGGAACCAGUUAUGGUCAGUGCCAGGGAUGUCCCCAGAAGGCCAGGUUCCAGGCAAGUAGGCCUGGCUCUUCCUCAACUCACAGAGGCAAGAAGAGUCCCGGCAUGCAAAUGCCAUGAGAGAUCAACAACUGCUACCUUCUUAUUGUGUAAACAGGGAAGCCCAAAUCUCAGAGUGCAAACCCCCCAAGCUCACACAGGGACAAGCAGCACAACCAGACUGUGAGUAGAAGGCCUCCUUCCAACACUGCCUCUCCACCUAAUAAUACUUGUCUCUCAUGUUUAUCCAGUGCUCAUGGGGAAUUCAAAGUAUGUUUACAAGUUCUCUGCCAUACUUCUGUGACUAUUGGAGCCCGAUCCCCCCUCCUCUGCAUGUGUGCUAAGCUUAAGGACUUGUCUCUCGGGAACAGAAUGAGAGGGGGUGGAUGCUCUGAGACCCUUAGGGCCUGGUCACAAAAAUGAGAUGCUGUCCUCAGAAGACACCAGCUGCCGUAUUGUGAGGAAGCGCAAGUGAUACAGAUGCCACAGGAGGGCUCUCUGGCCGAUAGCUCCCAAUAGCUCCUUGGCCAAGCGAGACAAUCAGUACAGGUGCUAAACUAAGUCUUUGGAAGAUUCAGCUUCUGGCCUUUGGGUCUUACCCCUACAGUCUCAGACAUGGAGCAGAGGCAAGCCAACAACAUGCACCCUGUCUGAACUUUUCUCCUAUAGACAUAGAAAUAAUAAGUGAUAUAUAUAUAUAUAUUUAAAAGCAGGUAACUUUCAGCGGUAAUUUGUGACAUAGCAUCCAGAAAAUUAGCACAGCAGAUUUCCUAAAAUGAGAUAGAUUUGGGGGUAUUCAUAAUGCAUACUAAAUAGAUGUAGGUUAUUCACGGAAACCUUCAAAUGGUAUAAGUUUUAGGAAGCAUCUACACUGGUACCAGGCACUGUGGCUACAGAUGUGAACAAGAGGGAUGUGGUCUUUGUCCCAACAGACUUUAUGGUCUACUAGUGGAGGAGAAGGUUGGACACAAUUCCCAUGAAGUCCUCUGCUGUUGUGGAAUAUUAUUGUAAGGUGUGUUACUUUUGUUUAUGUUGCAUUUGUUUAACUCUGUGUGACUGUCACUGUCUAAAACCCCUGAUGGUCUAAUAAAGAGCUGAAUGGCCAAUAGCA
Onychomys torridus (southern grasshopper mouse) is the source of this 3378-nucleotide messenger RNA. RefSeq names its product collagen alpha-1(I) chain-like. Lineage: Eukaryota; Metazoa; Chordata; Mammalia; Rodentia; Cricetidae. The record is from RefSeq and is a predicted model, not a curated record. The transcript has 3 exons. The coding region runs from base 1 to 1209 and encodes 402 amino acids.